Messenger RNA from Python bivittatus (Burmese python), 975 nucleotides. RefSeq names its product olfactory receptor 52R1-like. Gene Ontology annotation, biological process: G protein-coupled receptor signaling pathway. Gene Ontology annotation, molecular function: G protein-coupled receptor activity; olfactory receptor activity. Lineage: Eukaryota; Metazoa; Chordata; Lepidosauria; Squamata; Pythonidae. The record is from RefSeq and is a predicted model, not a curated record. Gene Ontology annotation, cellular component: plasma membrane.
AUGGUGGACAAGAACCACAGCAAUGCUCACCCUUCAGCAUUUACCCUGCUGGGCAUCCCAGGCCUAGCAGCUGCGCAUCGCUGGCUAUCCAUCCCUUUCAGCUCCAUUUACAUGGUCUCCCUGCUGGGGAAUGGCAUGAUCCUCUGGGUCGUAAGCAGCGAGACUGCCCUGCACACGCCUAUGUUCUUGUUCCUUUCCAUGUUGGCUGCCACAGACCUGCUUCUGGCUAGCUCAGUGGCACUCCAGCUGCUCAGAAUUCUCUGGUUUGAUGCCGGGGAGAUCGGCUUUGAUGUCUGCCUGGCCCAAAUGUUCUCUGUGCACUUUUUCUCGGCCAUGGAGUCAGGGACGUUGAUGGCCAUGGCCCUGGACCGGUACCUGGCCAUCUGCUGGCCCCUGCGGUACAGCUCCAUCCUCACCAGUAGCCGGGUGGCCAAGGCUGGGUUGCUGCUGGUGCUUCGUGGAGUGGCCAUCGUGGGCCCCUGCCCUCUGCUGGUGCGCAGACUGUCUUUCUGUGGCUCCAGGGUCAUUGCCCACUCUUACUGUGACCAUAUGGCUGUGGUGAAGCUGGCCUGUGCCAGCCCCACUGUAGACAGUGUGUAUGGCUUGGUCCUCAUCCUCCUGAUUGGGGGCUCAGAUAUGCUGAGCAUUGGGAUGUCCUACGCGCUGAUCCUCAGGACCAUUCUGCGCCUCCCCUCCCAGCAGGCCCAGCUCAAGGCCUUUAGCACCUGCAGUGCCCACAUCUGCAUCAUUCUGACCUUCUAUAUCCCAGGCUUGGUUUCUCUCUUGAUGCACCGUUGCAGACACAGCGUGCCUCCUUCAGCUCAUGUCCUCCUUUCCAAUCUCUACAUGCUGCUGCCCCCAGUGCUCAACCCCAUCGUCUACGGGGUCAGGACCAAGAGCAUCCGGGACCGCUUGCUGCAGGCCUACCAGUGGUGGGACAGAUGGCCUUUCAGGCGCAUGGCUCCGGAGUUCUGA